Molecule: messenger RNA, 8635 nt
Organism: Amoebophrya sp. A25
Lineage: Eukaryota; Dinophyceae; Syndiniales; Amoebophryaceae
Source: the annotation of a GenBank genome assembly
CAGGAAUCAUGGUCGUAGAGUUUGAGGAAGGUAUAGUUUGAGGAAGUCGCUUUUUUCAAAAUUCACAUAAUAGAACUUCCCUUCAUGAUGAAUCAUCCCUGUAAUUUCACUUCCUCUCAUUAAAAACUAAAACUACGGAAAGAAUUUUUCCGUACAACAUCACCACUGGCACGGACUCGUUGUAAAAACCUAAGCCUCUCUUUGUACAAAGCUUAAGAAAUAACAAGACGAACAUUACAAUGACGGCAGGCGACUGGAGACCUCACGGUGGAUUCAAUCCACAAGCUCAGAGUUUCGUCCCCCAUGGUGGCUUCCAGAACUCAAACUCCUGGGCACAGGCGCAGGUCUUGUUGCAACUUUUUAAUUUGCAUAGGAUCCGGAGUUAAAGUUACGCUUCUUGAAUUUUUUGAAGAAAAAUGAUCAAAAUCUUCUUUUAUAUUUGGAAAUCACAUACUCAUACUCAAAUUCGUCAUACGCAUAAUAUCUACAUCUAUACCCAAGUGCGUGACAUCGACCUGAACACAGCCCCAGCAGCAACAGCAGCAGCCGCAGCAAUUUGGCGGCUUUGCGCCUCGUUUUGGUGGAUUCCAGCAGGGAAGCUAUCAGGGACAGGGCGGCUUCGGAGGUUUCGGGCCGAAUCAAGGUGGUUAUCCUCAGGGAUUCGACCAACCGGGAGGAUACGGGCAACCGGGAGGCUAUGGAGGAGGUGGGCCUUUAUUCAACGAAGAGUCAUCAUCUUGUGUUGCAAAGACUGUUAUCUAUGUACGAGGUACGGAUACCAACGGUGCUUCAGGUUCAGCCUCAGACCUUUAUAUAUACGUACCUAUCUUGUAAUUGUAGCAUUGAUGUUGUAGUAGUUGCAAGGUACGUUUACGAAGUUGUAGCUAGUACUGAUGGACAAAACCUUUUCGAUUACACCAGGUGGCUACCAGAUCGGACAAGGUGGUUUCGGCGCUAAUUUGCACGAUAUCAAUUGGGGGCAAGAAACUUUGGUCACCCUUCAGAAGAAUUUUUAUUGUGAACACCCGGCGGUGCAAGCAAUGACCCCACAAGAAUGCGAAGCCUUCCGUCAUGAGCACAGUAUCUAUUUGUAUUAGAUAGGAUCAUCUCUUCUACGAAGCAUCAGACGACAAGGUGCUAUUGGUCGUUUAUUCUGUCAAUCACUAGCAGUAGCGUUUUGCUUUUGAAUGGACAAGAGUUGAAGUCGAGCCAUCUUUUCAUACGAAUUAGAGAGUGUUGACGUCAAUUCUGGAAAUUAAGGUACUUCAUCUAGUAGAAGAACGUGCUGAAGACUCCACUUUGUUUAUCUUGCGCGUACUACACACUUACACAGACACAUAUUGACACAUAUAUAUUGAAAUCAUACUAGGUAUCUCCUUCAUUGGAACAAAGGGCCCAAAACCGAUUCGCACAUUUCAAGAAGCUAGCUUUCCAGACUACAUUAUGCAGGCUAUCCACCAUGCUGGUUUCGAUCGACCGUCUCCCAUUCAGGCUCAGGGUUGGCCCGUUGCACUCAGCGGACACGAUAUGAUCGGUAAAACCAAAAUUUCUCAUCCUCUCUCAGUCACUGACACUUUACUUCUUACUCUGCCCUUUACAUUUUUCUUCUUCUCUUGCUUCCAGCAAUGGAAUAUUAGAUUUUUGUCAUUUUCGGCAGCAAGAAUGAUUACAGUGUUUGGCUGGGGCUGUGGAAGACGUAGUCAGACUUUUUGUUUCUUGGUAGCCAUUAUACAGCAUCCAAGUCAAGGUAUUGCCGAUACUGGAAGCGGUAAAACUCUGGCGUUUUUGUUGCCGGCUAUGAUCCACAUUCGUGCUCAGCCUCCCAUGCAGUGGGGAGACGGUCCAAUCUGCCUGGUUUUGUUAAGGCUUCUUCGAGAUUCAAAUUGUAAUAUAUUGAAAGGUUUGAAUAUUUAUUUGCUGUACGUCGUAGCGGUAGCUAGGUUUAUACAGAAGUCUUUGCGCCGUUCCUUCUGUGAGUGAGAUGUAUGUAGACAGUCUACUGUAGACUACCACUACGACUAGUUUAUCAUAGAAGAGGGAAGAAAAUUGACGACGGUUUUUAGGCACAGAUCUUUCGCUAGUAACUACUCGAUGCUUGUAUGCCCCUUGUUGCUUUUAAUCAUUUCCAUAUAAAGUUUUCCUAGGAGAGUCAAAGUCGCUCUAAUUCUUGCCCCAACACGAGAGCUGGCCAUGCAGAUCAAGACUGAAGCUGAGAAAUUUGGUCGAAUGAGUGGCGUGCGCAACACAUGUGUCUACGGCGGCGUCGCCAAGGGUCCACAGAUUCGCGAUCUCAAGCAAGGACGCGAAAUCGUCAUCGCUACUCCGGGUCGACUGAUCGAUCUACUAAACAAGGAUACGCAUCAAGCCCAAGCGGUAAGAAAAUUUGAUAGCGUAAAUUUCUCCUUCAAGAUAGGUUCAGUAUGCUCUUGCUCAUCAUGAUACUUAAUAUUAAUCACGCACGCACGAGGACAACGACAAGGACUGCAAGACCAUGAUGAUCAAAUAGAGGCGCGUCCACAUGUCUAAGUACCUCCACCUCGAAUUAUUUUGAACAAGACAUUUCUAUUUCUUUGUCUCGAAAAAAUCUUAUACCAAUACCUCUCCAAUAUUGCCAUGAUCUCUCCCCCACGACCUGAAACAUUACCAGGCCACCAAUUUGAAGCGUGUGACCUACCUCGUGCUGGAUGAGGCUGACAGGAUGUUGGAUAUGGGUUUCGAAGACCAGAUUCGUAAGAUCUGCUCGCAAAUUCGUCCGGACCGUCAGACGUUGCUGUGGUCCGCUACGUGGCCACGUGAAGUGCAAUCUUUGGCAAGGGACUUGUGCAAGGAAAUGCCGAUCCACAUCAACAUUGGUUCGACCGAACUCAAAGCAAAUCACAAAAUCGUCCAGCGCGUUGAGAUUUUUCCUGGUACUUAUUCUUAUCGUAUUAAAGUCUCUUUUAUACAAUCAUUCGCUUGCUUUCUUGCCUCGGCAAAUGUUCAAAUAACCGACUCGUCCUAUGAUUGUUAGAUGCAAUGUUGUUGUAUGUUGUAUGUGUAUCUCUCCUGUGACCUGUGUUUGUUGCAAUUCCGAUGAUCAUGUGCCUUUAUCUUCUUGCCUAUUCAGGUUUCGACACCGAGCAAGAGCGGCUCAGGCGGUUAUUUAGUCUCUUGGGGGAGCUUCCGAUGGGAAAAAAGUUGAUUUUUUCGCAAACAAAGCGUGGAGCAGACGUGCUGUGCCGCGAGGUUCGACGCAACGGCUUCGUCGCACAAUCUAUUCACGGCGAUAAACGCCAAGAGGAACGCGAUUGGGUACUAUCUUCCAGUUGUAGCGAAGUACAUACAAACUAUACUUACUCGUCGAACUACUGUAACUUAAUUAUCCUCAUACUGAGAACGGAAGAUGAAAAAUCAAUUAUGAAAAAGACAUUCUCGAACCUAACUCCCUGGACUAGCCUGAACUUGACCUGCUGCAGGUAUAAUUGAACUUUUCAAAUGUUUUUCAGGCACUAGCGGAGUUCAAGAGCGGCAGGACCCCGAUUUUGAUUGCAACAGAUGUUGCCGCACGUGGUAUCGAUGUGAAGGAUAUUCAAUGUGUCAUCAACUUCGAUUUUCCGACUCACAUUGAGGACUACGUGCAUCGCAUCGGGCGCACCGGACGUGGCGGCGCAGAGGGCCUUGCAUAUUCCUUUUUUUUAAGGCUCCUAUACCUACCCCUUGCACUUCUAUUUAUCUACUUCUUUUAGAAGAGCAUGAAAUGCAGUCCAGCACGAGCACUCCUUCUAUGCAGUUGCACAUCCAUAAGCAAUAGCAAGAGCCCUUGGGUAAUUAUUCUAACAUUGAAUCAUUGUCCAUGUACUAAUAUGCUAAAUGAAGAUACAUCAAGAAAACAGAUGAUAAUUACAACAACAACUGCAGUCGCAGUGUGGCUUGCUGGAAGGAUGGAACAAAAGUGGUUUAAUGUAGCGUGUACAAAUGAAUUUGUUCUAAUUUGUACUCCGGAAGACCGCGGCAAGAUGGCAAAGGAUCUCUACAACAUCAUGGCCGAAGCCCAUCAAGAGAUCCCUAACGAGUUGUUCGAAUACAUUGGUAAGUUCGGCGGAAACUUCAACAAGUUUGGCGGUAAAGGUGGCAAGUUUGGUGGGAAAGGAGGCAAAGGAAAGGGAGGCUUCGGCGGAGGGGGAGGGAACAAGGGCUUCAGUGGUGGCUUCAACAAAGGGGGAUUCGGCGGUGGUAUGCCCGGUGGCGGUAAGGGUGGCUUCGGCGGCAACAAGGGUGGAUUUUAGAUUAUUGAAACAGGCUGUUCACCUUGAAAAUAGGACCAAGAUCAUGUUGUAGAAGUAAGUGUACUGGAUGAAUACGAUGAAAGUCGCGGGUCGACGUUAGCCGAGGGUAAUAUGAGAAUGGAUUCUUACCUUGAGAAGGGACAUACUGCAGAGUAUGUGAGUUUGUUGAAAUGAACAAGCUGCUGACCUUGACCUCAGACUUUGGUUCAUGUAUGUGAAUGGUUGAAGAAGAUUAAGCUAAGUAAAUGAUUGCAAUUGGAGACGUAAUAUUUGGAUUGAUGGAAAUAUGACUAUGACUAGUAAAAAGAGGUUUAGGUAGUUAUCUAGAAACUUGGGUAGAAUUAUUAUUAUGAUUAGAGAUGACAAUAUCGAGGAUAAAAACAUAAAGUAGAUUGUAUAUUCUUCUUGACCAAGCACGAGUUGGGUUUAGCUCCUGAGUAGUAUAGUGGGAUAACCGCUGUCAGUGUUUAGGUAAUUAUGGAGAUAUCCAACUAAGUCCGCGAAAGGAACGGUCAAAUACAAAUAGGCCAUUUUCGGAAUGCAGAAGAAAGCAGGAGCAUGGCACAUUCUGCAUCCACCGAGAACAGCGCCGGAAACACUGCAUCUAGCAGCUCGUUGCCGCAUUCAACAGACAGUCCCUCUGAAGGACUAUAGGUUUAGUAUCUCGGCUCGCCAGAAUUGUUGAUGUUCUACCUAUCUUUUCCACAGCUUGAAGCUCUCGAAGAAGCCCAUCGAUGUUCGAGACGAAUACAGGAACAAAAAUUAAGUAAACGCGACCAGCAGGGGAAAGGCUAAUGUAGGCAUUUAGCUGAGCGCGUUAAGUUGGUAGUGUUGUAAAUUAUGAAAUCAUGACUCCUAAACCUACGACGUUAAAACUGAUUCCUUUAUUAUUGAUUUGCUUGGAUGAACAACUAUGAAACUCCUGAAUGGCAUGCAUUUAUGUUUAUGUUAAGCGUCGUUGACUACAAAAAUGGUAGAGGAAUCACGAUGAAGAUACCCACCACGAUCCCACGAGGAAUAGAAGAAGGUCACUUUUUGAAGUAGCGAACUCGGAGUUUCUUAGAUUUGUCCCGCUUAAAUGAUUCCUUUCUUUUCUAGUCUUGUCUCUAGAGAUAUUAACUGAAAUUGGAAAUAGUGGCUCAUUCAGAAAAAGCAAUGUAGAACUAGAAAGUCAUGAGUAAGUACUCCCAUCGACGUUGAUUAUGGAAUAUGCGAUGCAACGGCUUUUCCUUUUUUGUUCGAAGUGUGUAUGAUCUUGCAUGAUUUAUCCUCCUGUUUAUUCUCUAGAGAACAAGAGGAGUCAGUUCGUGUCUGUCUUGAGGGCUAGUUCUUGAGAGACUGGAGGUAGCAUGAUAUGGCGUCCUCGACGAAGCGACGAAGUAGAGAUCUCCUUGUACUAGCUCCAAACGUAAGUUGUUCGAGGAGAAUUCCUUCAUUCACACUGACACCACCUCUGUCAGUGGUCACUCGUCGUCGAUAAGGAUAGCAAAUGUGAGAUUGAUUGGCACCUAAUUAAAGACUGAAAUUGUUUUGUUGAUAAUCAAUCUAUAAAGAUUAAGAUAAGAAAUUGAUUUUGUCUGUCUUAAUAGUUUAGUGGAUCGUUGUUGAUGAAAAUGCGUCCUCUCUCGUCGAGCAGCUGCUUGUCUGUUGAUGUGAUCCCCGAAGAUAUAGUGAUAAUGUCAAGUUUAUGUUUUCCGUGACCUUUGUUGAGUCCCACCCACGCGUCCGAAUAAAUAGAAGGAAGUUUUAGAUGGAGAUAUGUAAAAGCAAAAGAACCGAAAGCUGACGAUGCUGAAGGUUGCCACGAUCUAUUUACGAUUACGCAUCACUUGAUACUUGACCGACCGUGCUGGAUGGUCGUUCCUGUUGAUGAUGUAGCUCCUAGUUCUAGUUCUAGGUGAUGCAUCAUGAGGGUCGAUUUAGUAUUAAGUUUCAGUUUUUCCUUCUUGUUGCUCGGGGUGAGGACUCCGUGCGAGGAUGGUGAUGUCCUCUGGUAAGCAAUACACAGCGCUGCAGCGGAGCGCUAUAUCAUCGGGUGCUUCCGACAUUCACCGGAGAAGAUGACUUCAAGAGAUGAUGCGGAUGUUGAUUUUGCAUAGGUAGACAACUAGAAUAACUUCAAUUAUGUAAUACUUUUUCUACGUAGAUGAAGAUCGAUGGAUCGAUGUAGACCCCUGGGGGUCGCUGCGGGUACAUACAAUGUAUGAUCAUGUCCGGUACCGGUAAGGACUUUCGAUUUCGCACGUUGUUCACAAGAGGUGCUUGUCACGUGAUGUAGAAAUGUACAGAUAGAAAAAUCUACUCGCUCUUAGAAUUUGAAAAUCAACAACUAGCCAGACGGAAGACAGACCCAGAUCGAUGGUGACCAACUCGUACCGACUUUUUUUGCUGACCACCAGGGGACUGAGCGCCGACCGUGCCCUGCCACGCGAUCAAUGGAUAUUGCUUCGUCUUCGUGUAUCUAUUACUAUUUCGGACUUGUAUCUGUCUAUCAUGAUGAUGAAAUUGUUUUCAUUUGAGGGGGCUCGGGCUGCAUUAUUAUGCAAGUGCGAAAUUAUAGACAGGAAGUGUGUGUUGUAUCGAUUGACAUCAAGCAACUUAUAUUCCAGAAAAUGCGAAAAUAUUUAUAUCUAAUUCUACAAGAAUGGUGGUGAUCAAUAACAAUCAAAUUCUUUUUUCCCAAGUGUUUCGGAGUUUUCCAUUUGUGGCUGUUCGUUAGAGCAAAUGAAUUUAAGUUAUUGGGGACCGGAGCUCACAUAUUCCUCAUCAACUGCUUUUUUUAUACCACCAGACGCAGCUGUGCACUGUUUUUUCCUUCUCGUUUGUCAGCAAGAAGGGCCCCUUCCGUCCUUCCAAGCAGGAGCAAGUAGAAAGUAUCUUUAUUUUAGUCUGCGUGGGCGGGUUUGGUGUGCCCGCCUCUGCAUCCUUCAUUCGCGUCAUAAAAAUGAGUCAUCGCCAGGAUUCCCACGGUUGGAGAUUCUAAUUCUCGUUCAGGCAUCUCUGAUGACUCUCUGUUGAACUUCGAACACUUAAUGACCAGCAAUAAUCAUGUAUCGAACACUAUAUUGAAUGAGGAUGAUUUCAGUCAUUAUCACAGGGGCGGCUACAAAAAUAAAGAACCACCAAAAUACGCAUUUUAUGUUUGAUGGAUGAAGAAACGCAUGUUGAAAAAGAGUACUAAAAUUGUUUGAUGUUAAUCGUUUCACCACUCUACCUAGUGUCUCCUUCUCAUUUUUGUCAUCAAUAAAAAUGUCUCCAUCCAGCUACCAAAACGAUCGAUAAAAAUAUUACGGGCGACACUGCAAGUGCAAGAUCUGUGCAAAAUUGAUGGUCUUGUGAUAUGCAACACAAGAAUCGAUGAUCUAGUCUUCCUAGUGGGUAGCAGAGUCGUGAUACAGUGUUUUUAGGGAGUAGGUUAGAGACAAAAUGAAAAUGAAAAAUAUAUCGCGACGCGGCAAUCUUCCACGGCAUGAGAGUCAAAUGAAUCCAUCCAUGGCAUCGUAAGCUGGUACUAAUCAAGUUUUCUUUUCUAGUGGUUCGAGUACUUGUGCAUGUGGGUCAGAGUCGGCAGCUGCACUAUCCUAUAUGUAUAUACUAAGUUGGACACCCUCAGGGAUAUCUUAAUGGGGAACGCGAGUUGUAGAUACGUAACAUGUAGGUCAGCUGUUAGAGGUUUCUGGUUACUUAUAGUUUUUGUCAGGCUCAAGCCCAUCGCCUUUAUAAAACAACACGCAUCAGCCGCGCAGCGCCACGCAGGCCGCGAGGGAAUGAUAAGGACGUAGUAGAGGAACAACAACAUCAAGGCAAAAAACAAGACAUUUCAGAUUAUUAUAUUUCAAAAUUUAUUGCCUCUCUGAUUACUCGUACGCUCGUACGUGGACGAGCUUAAUUUAGUAAAUCGAUCGGGUAUGGACUAGUAGGUACUCUAAAAAACAUGUGAAGAACAAGAUGAUAUAUUUUUUUUAGAUUGUUGACGCACGACAAUUACAAAUGUCCCGAUGCAUGAUCUUAAUCUGGUCCCGAUGCAUGAUCUUAAUCUGGAUGUAACCGAUGAAUGAUCGAGAAAUUGUUCGUGUCAUUGAUAACCAUGAUGAUAAUUUCUUCGAUCAUGCUCACGUCAAGUGACACCGUUACCAGCAGCAAGCAUCAGGCUCACAUGAAGAUGAAAAUCACAUGUUACAGAGCCCAGUGCUAGCUUUAUUGUACCCCAUCGACGAAGUUGUUAGUUAAUGCUCACUUUAUGAAGACGAGCUGGCGGAAAUGGAAAUCUCGUUCUGAUAAAACUGGUAUCUUCUUGAUGAUUGUGAUUGAUCAUGAUAUCCUCCUUGUCUUACAUGUCUCCCUCGCGAUGUUGGACAUGCGAGUAGAAC